This is a messenger RNA of Jaculus jaculus (lesser Egyptian jerboa), 1036 nucleotides long. It is a transcript of the gene Txnl4b, whose product is annotated as thioredoxin like 4B. Gene Ontology annotation, cellular component: U4/U6 x U5 tri-snRNP complex; U5 snRNP; spliceosomal complex. The record is from RefSeq and is a predicted model, not a curated record. NCBI's taxonomy places the organism in Eukaryota, Metazoa, Chordata, Mammalia, Rodentia, Dipodidae. Gene Ontology annotation, biological process: mRNA splicing, via spliceosome. Bases 213 to 662 code for a protein of 149 amino acids. The transcript is spliced from 4 exons.
UGGUGGUUGUUAAGUGUGUGAGUUCUCCAUUUCCGCUUUGGUCCCGCUGUCGUCUAACUGGUUAUUCUGAGCAGGGGCUCAGAAACUUUGUGUUAAGGUGACGUUUCUGGCUGUGAACGAAGGAGGCUUAUUCCCCCUGUGGCUGACAGCCCUGAAGUGGAGGUGGCUUGGGCAAGUACAGUAAUGGAAACUAGCAUUUGGAAUUUCUCAAGAUGAGCUUCCUCUUGCCCAAACUGACUAGCAAGAAAGAAGUGGACCAGGCAAUAAAAAGUACUGCGGAGAAGGUACUUGUUCUCAGGUUUGGGAGAGACGAAGACCCUGUCUGUCUGCAACUAGAUGAUAUUCUUUCUAAGACAUCUUCUGAUUUAAGUAAAAUGGCUACUAUAUACCUGGUAGAUGUGGAUCACACUCCAGUUUAUACACAGUAUUUCGACAUCAGUUAUAUUCCAUCUACUGUGUUUUUCUUCAAUGGGCAGCAUAUGAAAGUGGACUAUGGGUCUCCAGAUCAUACUAAAUUUGUGGGAAGUUUCAAAACCAAACAGGACUUCAUAGAUUUGAUUGAAGUGAUCUAUCGGGGAGCAAUGAGAGGAAAAUUGAUUGUCCAAAGUCCUAUUGAUGCCAAGAAUAUCCCCAAAUAUGACCUUCUCUAUCAAGACAUUUAGCCACUGUGAAGGAUGAAGAGAGAGGCAUAGGUUGAAACAGUACCUAAGUCCAGCAGGCCUGUGUUCUGGAGUCCCUCAGAAGUCUGUUCACUUUCCCAGCUGAGAAGAGGUUUGAUGUCUAUAAACAGCAGCCCCUGAGCAGCAGCCCACCUGGUCCAACAAUCAGGGCAAAUCGGAUGUCUGUGUAUCUGCUCCCUGAAGUCCUCAGAGCAGCUGGGCAACACACUUAGUCUCCCCUGGUGACUUCUGACUUGUUUUGUUUUUGAGGCAGGAUUUCACUCCAGCCCAGGAUGACCUGAAACUUACUCUGUAGCUUCUUGAACUCUUGGUGAUCCUACUACCUCAACCUCCCAAGUGCUGGGAUUAAAGAUGUG